UGAUUUGUUUAUUGAAAUUAUUAUUUGUGGUUGUAUUGAAACCCAGCGUUACUAACCACCAUGAAACCCGCCAUCCCCAAACCAGUUUUCCUCACUAAAGCCCAGCGUGAACAAGCAGCACUGGAACGCCGCCACAAUCAAGUCGCCGCCAGUCACAAAAAAGAACUUCUCCUCCGCCCCUCUGAUUCCGACCGCCGCAGUUACAGAGAACGUGAUAGGGAAAGGGAAAGAGAUAACAGAGAUCGGGAACGAAGAAACCGCGAUAGAGAGCGUGAAGAAGAGGAUAAAGCUCGUGAACAUGCUCGAUCGGAGAAGCUAGCGGAACGAAAACGUGAGCAGGAUCUUGAAUCGAUUAAGGAACAAUACCUAGGUUCAAAAAAACCUAAAAAAAGGGUUAUUAAACCUAGUGAGAAAUUUCGAUUUUCAUUUGAUUGGGAAAAUACUGAAGAUACUUCACGUGAUAGGAAUGAUCUUUAUGAAAACCCUCAUACGGCUCAGCUUCUUUUUGGCCGAGGGUUUAUCGCUGGAAUGGAUCGUCGUGAACAGAAGAAGCUUGCGGCAAAGCAGGAGAAAGAGAUGAGGGAUCAGAUUAGGAAGAAGGAUGGUGUGGAGGAGAAGCCUGAGGAGGCUGAUGCUCAAAGGCGGAAAGAGGAGGCUGCUGAUGCUUAUGAUGCUUUUGAUAUGAGGGUUGAUCGUCAUUGGAGUGAGAAGAAUCUUGAGGAAAUGCAGGAGAGGGAUUGGCGUAUUUUUAGGGAAGAUUAUAAUAUUUCGUAUAAGGGUUCAAAGAUUCCGAGGCCUAUUAGGAGUUGGGUUGAGAGUAAGUUGAGUCAAGAGAUUUUGAAGGCUGUGGAGAAGGCUGGUUAUAAAACCCCUUCACCGAUUCAGAUGGCUUCUAUUCCGCUUGGACUUCAGCAACGCGAUGUUAUCGGUGUUGCUGAGACGGGUUCUGGGAAGACUGCUGCGUUUGUGCUGCCUAUGUUGAGUUAUAUCACUAGGCUGCCGCCUAUUAGUGAGGAGAAUGAAGCUGAGGGUCCUUAUGCUGUUGUUAUGGCUCCGACUCGUGAGCUUGCUCAGCAGAUUGAGGAUGAGACCGUUAAAUUUGCUCAGUAUAUGGGGAUUAAAGUUGUUUCCAUUGUCGGUGGUCAGUCUAUUGAGGAGCAAGGGUUUAAGAUAAGACAGGGUUGUGAAAUUGUGAUUGCGACUCCUGGUCGUUUGAUUGAUUGCUUGGAGCGUCGCUAUGCGGUUCUUAAUCAGUGUAAUUAUGUUGUUCUUGAUGAAGCGGAUCGAAUGAUUGAUAUGGGGUUUGAGCCGCAGGUCAUGGGUGUGCUGGAUGCUAUGCCUUCGAGUAAUCUCAAACCAGAGAAUGAAGAUGAGGAGCUUGAUGAGAAGAGGAUUUAUAGGACUACUUAUAUGUUUAGUGCAACCAUGCCUCCUGGUGUGGAGAGGCUUGCUAGAAAGUAUUUGAGGAACCCUGUUGUGGUGACUAUAGGUACUGCUGGAAAAGCAACUGACUUAAUCAGUCAGCAUGUGAUCAUGAUGAAGGAAUCUGAGAAAAACUAUAACCUUCACAGAUUGUUGGAUCAGCUUAAUGACAAGACUGCGAUUGUGUUUGUCAACACCAAGAAGAGCGCUGAUUUUCUUGCUAAGAAUUUGGAAGGGUAUCGCGUGACCACUUUGCACGGAGGGAAAUCACAGGAUCAGAGGGAAAUUAGUCUUGAAGGAUUUAGGACCAAGAGAUAUAAUGUGCUUGUUGCAACCGAUGUUGCUGGACGUGGUAUUGACAUUCCUGAUGUGGCUCAUGUUAUCAACUAUGAUAUGCCUGGGAAUAUUGAAAUGUACACCCAUCGUAUUGGGCGUACCGGCCGUGCAGGAAAGACGGGUGUGGCUACAACAUUCCUGACUCUUCAGGACACUGAUGUCUUUUAUGAACUUAAGCAGAUGCUCAUUCAGAGUAACAGUCCUGUUCCACAUGAAUUGGCAAGGCAUGAAGCUUCCAAAUUCAAGCCAGGAUCUAUUCCCGACAGACCACCUAGGCGAAACGACACUGUUUUUACCCAUUAGAGAACUUUCUUGAGGUUUAAAGGCAUAUAUGCAUAUUGCAGUGUUAUCAAUUGAGGAUGGAGGACCAUGACAGAGAGACAGUAAUCCACCAUUCUGAGUCGCCAGUCGCCAUUUCAUGUGAUCUUAUCAUGUGAGUUAUUUCUUGCAGGCUGAAGUAGUUUUUAGCUCUUAUUUCUGUGGUGCUCAGGUAAAAUCUUCGGUUUCUGAAGAUUUCUCUGCACAACACUGUCUACUGCAGACACUGCUAAUAGAAAUAAGUUUGGAGUUUUGCGCAGGAUAUGAAACCACGAAGAGGCAACACUACUCAACGGUUUUGAUGGCCAUAAACAUGGUGUAAGGAGUCUGAAUGCAGUUGUUGAUUGGCUGCGCAAUGCGGUUAUCUAGUAUAUGGUUCUUUGAAUAUGAUUUGGAAUAGGGGAAUGUCUCCCUCUUCCCUACCAAUGUUCUAAAAUAGAACCUGAUUCUUCCCUCACACUUAGAUGUUAAUGAUGUUCUAAAAUAGUACCUUGAAAAGGGAAUUAUUUUGUUAAUUUCUUUCUUCAUAAAUAUGUACCAAGAUUGUUCCACUCAAUAUCUAUGAAGAGAAAAAACACAAAAUUUCACAACCAUGUUGUAUAGUUUGCAGAAGCACAAAUUCCUUAUACAAGUGUUUAAAUCA
Medicago truncatula (barrel medic) is the source of this 2719-nucleotide messenger RNA. RefSeq names its product DEAD-box ATP-dependent RNA helicase 21. The record is from RefSeq and is a predicted model, not a curated record. Lineage: Eukaryota; Viridiplantae; Streptophyta; Magnoliopsida; Fabales; Fabaceae. The coding region runs from base 61 to 2061 and encodes 666 amino acids. The transcript is spliced from 2 exons. Gene Ontology annotation, molecular function: ATP binding; RNA helicase activity; nucleic acid binding.